Astyanax mexicanus (Mexican tetra) is the source of this 2818-nucleotide messenger RNA. RefSeq names its product nucleus accumbens associated 1, BEN and BTB (POZ) domain containing b (gene nacc1b). The transcript has 7 exons. Gene Ontology annotation, biological process: regulation of transcription by RNA polymerase II. Lineage: Eukaryota; Metazoa; Chordata; Actinopteri; Characiformes; Acestrorhamphidae. The record is from RefSeq and is a predicted model, not a curated record. Gene Ontology annotation, molecular function: DNA-binding transcription factor activity, RNA polymerase II-specific; RNA polymerase II cis-regulatory region sequence-specific DNA binding; protein binding. The coding region runs from base 153 to 1883 and encodes 576 amino acids.
GGCCGCCCGGCAGGAGACACACACAUAGCGAGAGCUGCUGCAUUGCAAACACACGCGCGCACACACACACGGGCGCGCGCGCUUUCUCCAGCGGUGUUUAGCCCGGGGUCGCGGAGGACAGGCUGGGGGGCCGGAUGUCCUGAGGUGCUGAUAUGGCUCAGACGCUGCAGAUGGCGAUCCCCAACUUUGGCAACAAUGUCCUGGAGUGCCUAAAUGAGCAGCGGCUGCAGGGGCUCUACUGCGACAUCUCUGUAGUGGUCAAGGGGCACACAUUUAAGGCACAUCGCUCUGUCCUGGCUGCAAGCAGUUCGUACUUCCGUGACCUCUUCAACUCCGGUACAAAAAGCUCAGUGGUGGAGCUGCCACCUGCUGUGCAGCCGCAAAGCUUCCAGCAGAUCCUUGCCUUCUGCUACACAGGGCGGCUCAGCAUGAAUGUGGGUGAUCAGUUCCUGCUCAUGUACACCGCCGGCUUCCUGCAGAUCCAGCAGAUCAUGGAGAAGGGUACCGAGUUCUUCCUGAAGGUCAGCUCACCCAGCUGUGACUCGCAGGGUCUGCACACUGAGGAGGCACCACCCUCUGAACCCCAGAGCCCUGUUGGUGGAGUUAUGGGUGGGGGUAUAGUCGCCACAGCAGCGGGGCGCCCAGCCUCCUGCCUCACACCGCUCUCACUGGUGUCGAGGGUGAAGACAGAACAGCCACAACCACAACUGCAACCUCAGCAUCAGCAGCAUCAGGAAACUUCCCCGUAUUCGGUGGUCUGCACACCAGUUGCAAAACGGCUUUGGGAGGGGGGCAGUCGAGAAGGGGGUGGGGGGGCAGCGGGAGGAGGAGGUGGAGGAGCAGGGAUGAGGAAGACCCCACGUUUUUCACAGGAACCAGCACGAGGGCUCAAUGCCAUACCUUCUCAGGGUGCAGCGAUGUUGGGUGGGGGAUCAACUGCAAAUGGCAACAACAACAACAAUAACAACAACAGCAGCUGCAGUGGUGCUGGUGGUGGGGGCAGCGGUGGGGGCACUCCAGAGGGCACUAGCCCAGGCACUCUGAGCAUGUACACCAGUGACUCGCCUGUCUCCUACCACGAUGACGAGGAAGAGGAGGAGCUGACAGACGAGACGGCCGAAGAGCAGUACAGGCAGAUCUGCAACAUGUACCAAAUGUACAGCAUGAUGAAUGUGGGGGCCACAGCUGGAGAGCGGGUAGACUCCCUGCCAGAACACCUGACUGUAGAGUCCAGGGGUAGAGGGGUCCGGGUGCGUCCAGAACUUGCCUCUUUGCCAACGGAGCUCAUAGCCCAGAUCGGGAACCGCUGCCAUACCCGACUGUACGAGGAGGGGGAACCGUCAGAGAAACUGGAGCUGGUGACUGGAACCAGUGUCUUUAUCUCCCGCGCUCAGCUUAUGAACUGCCAUGUUAGCGCCGGAACACGACACAAGGUUCUACUGCGCCGCCUGCUGGCUGCCUUCUUUGACCGGAGUACUUUAGCAAACAGCUGUGGGACAGGGAUUCGCUCGUCCACCAACGACCCCAACCGCAAACCUUUGGACAACCGAGUUCUACAUGCAGUCAAGUUUUACUGUCAGAACUUUGCUCCGAGCUUUAAGGAGAGUGAGAUGAAUGCGAUAGCGGCAGACAUGUGCACUAACGCCCGGCGCGUGGUCAGGAAGAGCUGGAUCCCAAAGCUGAAGCUGCUGAUGGCCGAGAGCGACGCCUACGCUACUCUUUUCCCCGACGCUAACAAGCCGGAGGCCGAUGCCCUGGGGGCGGAGCCUGCGUUUGACACGACCAUUAUGGAGAGUGGGCCAUGCUCUGAGGGCACCCAGUCGUCUGAGGCUUUGCAGCAGGGGGUAGGCGGAGACAGUGGAAGUUUGUUUUACGACCUCUAGGCCCUUCAGGGGUCACAACACUACAGCUCUACUCUCAGCUCUAAAACCUAUUCUACACUCAGCUCUAUCAGUGCCCUGCCCACUGGAGACACACUCACACACUCAGAGACACUCCCAGGUGGAGGGUGUGUGUAUCUACCUCCCUCCUCCGGCCUCAGCCACGCCCCUCCAGCCCUGCAGAUCCAGACAGCAGGUCAGCAUCCAGCAGAGAAUUCCCCCUGAUGUUUUCAAAAUAGAUGAGUCUGCUCCUUAUUCAAAUUUUCCGUUCCACUUUAAAUAGUGCAGCAGUGAUAUUUAGUUACUUUGGUUAACAGAAUAUUAGACAUUUCCUGAGUGUUGCCAUUUUUAAGAUGGAAUGGAAUGUUUUUGAUGCAGCUUUAGGAGACCGACUGUAACUCUUCAAUUUAAGCUGGCAAGAAGACGUUCAUUAUAAGAAACAGAGCAGCCAGUGUUGUACAAAUAAGACUUUGGGGCCAGAAUAUAGAAUUAUGAAUAUGGUAGAUUAUUACCUCAAAGUAGAGCUGGAGGAUUAUUAGCAUGGUGAUGCACUGUAAAAAAAAAUAAGUCAGGCCAACUUGAAGUAAUACACUCAUUGACAAAAAAAAAAAUGCAUGGAGGCCGAUGCUGGUGUAAUGAUCUACGGAACCAUCCCAUAUGACAGUCUGUCACCCCUAGUAGUGAUAACACUAACAGUAAGGUGCCAUGUCUCCACCAGAUUGCAACACCUACUUGUCCUGCCCACUGACCAGAAUAAUCACCAGUCAAGCAUUCAUAGGACAAGCUGGUGGCAACCUACAAUCUGUACAGAACCUGUAUGUCUCCAUGUUCAACCAUAUCUUAUCUUAUCUUGUAUUCACACUUGAUGUGACCCACAGGGUACUACAGUCUCCGUUCAGUUGUACAGUUUUUCCCAAUAAACCUAUACGUUCACUUGA